UUCGGCGCGCCCUAAUAUAUGAUGCAUUAGCGCCGUCCCAGACUGAGGCUAUCCUCUUCCGCUUCGGGAACUCGACUCUAAUAAUCUUGAAGAUGGAUCAUACCAAGCUCCAGAAGAUGGCUGGUGCAGUUCGCACUGGAGGAAAAGGUAGCGUGAGAAGGAAGAAGAAAGCUGUUCACAAAACAACUACCACAGAUGAUAAACGGCUUCAAAGUACCUUGAAGAGAAUAGGAGUUAAUGCCAUUCCUGCAAUUGAGGAAGUCAACAUCUUCAAGGAUGAUGUAGUUAUUCAAUUUACCAACCCGAAAGUUCAAGCUUCUAUUGCAGCAAACACCUGGGUUGUUAGUGGUACUCCUCAAACGAAAAAAUUGCAGGAUAUUCUUCCUGGAAUUAUCAAUCAGUUGGGACCUGAUAACUUGGACAAUCUGAGGAAGUUGGCUGAGCAGUUCCAGAAGCAAGCACCUGGGGCAGGUGCUGGUGCUGCCAAUGCACAGGAUGAUGAUGAUGACGACGAUGUUCCCGACCUCGUUGAAGGACAGACUUUCGAAGCUGCUGCAGAAGAGAAGCAAGCUUCCUAGAGAGGACCAAUCUCUUGGGAUGAUUUUGUUUAGUUUUUACAUAUUUUUAAUGUUUGGAAGAGUCCUUUUUUCUCCUUGUAUUUGUUUUUGCUAAUCUUGUUUCCCAUGGCAUUUUACUCGCUCCACCCUCUUGUAACCCUUUGGAUGGAUGGAUGGAUGGAUGGAUUGGAUUUUCUAUUACCCCACCCCCCUUCAACAGCCUUACUUCCUCGGGAACGCUUUUUAUAUAUAGGCGCUGAAUUAAUGCCCCUUCCAUCCGCCCAAUCCAACGAAAAAUCUGGGUAUCGAACAUGAGCUAGCUUUGUA
Molecule: messenger RNA, 884 nt
Organism: Cucurbita maxima (winter squash)
Lineage: Eukaryota; Viridiplantae; Streptophyta; Magnoliopsida; Cucurbitales; Cucurbitaceae
Product: nascent polypeptide-associated complex subunit beta-like
Exons: 6
Coding region: 93-578 (161 amino acids)
Cellular component (GO): cytosol; nascent polypeptide-associated complex
Source: RefSeq, a predicted model, not a curated record